Messenger RNA from Paramecium octaurelia, 970 nucleotides. The record is from the annotation of a GenBank genome assembly. Lineage: Eukaryota; Ciliophora; Oligohymenophorea; Peniculida; Parameciidae.
GUUUUGUAUGUUUGUCCCUGAAACACUUACUAUUUAAUAAUCUCCUCAUCAUUAGUUCCAAACUAUUGACUAAUCGCAAUAACAAAUAAAUCCAUUAGAGACCAUAUAAUUUGGCUAAAUGAAGAAAUCAGCCAAAGUAGUUCCAGAGCUCAAGCUUAGGAAAAUAUAUCUAAUGAAGGUCAGUGAUAUUGAAAUAAUUAGGAUAAAUUACGAAACAAGCAUGUUUGGAUAGAAUUAUAAAUAAACCAAUACCGAUAAUAAGAUUCAAUUAUCCCCGAUGAAACGAGUAAGAAAUUCAAUAUCUUAAAUAUAAGAAUUCUGUAGAAUUUGUUUGUGCGAUGAUGGUAACUCCUCUUUAAUAAGACCUUGCAAUUGCAAAGGUUCCCUCAGGUUCAUUCAUGAGAAUUGCUUGAAAGUUUGGAUAUUGGAAAAGCAAGGCAUAGAGUAGGUAUACAAGAACUAAGUAUAUUGAUUUUUUAAACCAAAAGAUAGAUUGUGAAGUUUGUCAUACAAAAUUUUAAAUGGAAACUAAAUUUUAAAAUUAAAAACAAUUUAGAAUGUUAAAAAAAGCACCAAGAGCCAGAAUAUGUUGUUGGGCAGUUGAGAUAAUGGUGACUUUGGGGAUAAUUGGAACAAUAAUUGCAUUGAUAUUUUAGAUAAUUGUAAGAUUAGAGUAUUAUAACUCUAGAAUGGUAGUCUUGAACCCAUAUUAUUAGCUGGCACAACAGUGCUCUGUAUAAUAAUGAUUCUGAUAAUGUCUUUGGUGUAUGUAAGUUGUAUCGAUUAAGUGACGGUUGAAGUGCUUGACCCUUGGAGAAUCCUAGAUGUGCAAGGGGAAAGUGAAUCGAAGUCGAUUUCAAUUAUUGAGUUGGAUAACCCAAACAAGCAGACCAUAUAGACUAUAAAUCAAAAUGAGGAAAGACAGGGCAUGCGCUAUUCAACUAUUAAUGUGGUUAAGAUAUAGAGUUGA